This is a messenger RNA of Thrips palmi, 1149 nucleotides long. RefSeq names its product NADH-quinone oxidoreductase subunit B 2-like. The transcript is spliced from 6 exons. Gene Ontology annotation, molecular function: NADH dehydrogenase (ubiquinone) activity; quinone binding; 4 iron, 4 sulfur cluster binding. The record is from RefSeq and is a predicted model, not a curated record. Gene Ontology annotation, biological process: electron transport coupled proton transport; mitochondrial respiratory chain complex I assembly; aerobic respiration. Bases 209 to 871 code for a protein of 220 amino acids. Lineage: Eukaryota; Metazoa; Arthropoda; Insecta; Thysanoptera; Thripidae.
ACUUCCCUCGUCCGCGGGGGCGGGUGGCGGCCUCUAGCGGCGACGUCUUGCACUAGUAUGAGAAGCAGCAGCUGAUUUGUCGUGGAGCGCAGAAGCAGAAGCAGACGCCGUAGGCAGACUUUUUGCGCUGCCUCGCAAAUUUCUUUCCGUCUUCGUGAAACCUUCGCUCGCCGACGUCUGAAAGCGACUCGACGGUCGCGGUCCGAAAAUGCUUCGCACGCUCGCCACACAAGCCAAAGCUGCUCCGCAGUUGCUUGGAGCUUCAAAAGCCCAAGCUCUUCUCCAGAAUGGUGCGAUGGGUGUUCUGCCCCAGCAUGUCCAGGCUUCUUCAGCUGUACAGGCUGAAGGUGGAGCUGUUGUAAAGAGGAAGCCAUACUCUCCCUUCGGUACAAAUCAGUCUACAUGGGGAGAAUAUGCUGUGGCCCGCCUGGAUGAUCUUUUGAACUGGGGCCGAAAGAGCUCCAUCUGGCCACUUACAUUUGGUUUGGCUUGCUGUGCGGUUGAAAUGAUGCACAUUGCUGCUCCCCGAUAUGACAUGGAUCGAUAUGGUGUUGUAUUCCGAGCAUCUCCUCGACAAGCUGACGUGAUUAUUGUUGCUGGCACCCUUACUAAUAAAAUGGCUCCAGCUUUGAGGAGAGUGUACGAUCAGAUGCCAGAGCCCCGUUGGGUCAUUUCUAUGGGCAGCUGUGCUAAUGGUGGUGGAUAUUACCAUUACUCCUAUUCUGUUGUCCGAGGGUGUGAUCGUAUUAUCCCAGUGGACAUCUAUGUACCUGGCUGCCCACCCACAGCAGAGGCCUUGAUGUACGGUGUGCUCCAGUUGCAGCGCAAGGUGAAGCGCAUGACAACACUUCAAUCCUGGUACCGUAAAUAAAUAAAUACAAUUCAAAUACUCUAGCGACCUAUUCACUCUGUAGUUUUCAGUUUCUGCUGAGGUAUCAAUGUUAUUGUUAAAGUCUUUUUAAUCUAACUAUCAUAGGUAAUUUCUUCUACAAAAUGCAAAUACUUGUUACAAUUGUCUAAAAACAUGAUGAUAAAACUUUUGUGUACAUAUUGGGAAUUUAUACCACCAGAAAGAUGUGAUAGUGGAAGCUUGUAAGGGUGUACAUAUAUUUUGGAUAUUGUAAUAAAAGAGAUACAGCUAUAAAAAAA